Molecule: messenger RNA, 2088 nt
Organism: Monodelphis domestica (gray short-tailed opossum)
Lineage: Eukaryota; Metazoa; Chordata; Mammalia; Didelphimorphia; Didelphidae
Gene: ACP5
Product: acid phosphatase 5, tartrate resistant
Biological process (GO): bone resorption
Molecular function (GO): acid phosphatase activity
Source: RefSeq, a predicted model, not a curated record
CGAGAGUACCUUGUUUUUUAACCUUUCCUCCGAUUCAGAAAGUAAAACUCUGCUCUCGGCAGCUCACCCUGGGGUCCCUGUUUACUCUGACACUAUCCCCCAGGCUGCCGCUGACUUUCCACAGGUGGUAGGCUUUGGGCAACAGACUCUUCAAGGACCCAGGUGGGUCCCGCUUCCAGCUCCCUUGGCUCAAGACUUUUGUAGAUGAGGCCCACCGACCUGAGCCCUGGAAAUCCAAGCCUAAGCCAGGCACCAAGAUCCUCGGGGAAGAGGUCGUAGGUCCUCUCCACCCCCAGCCUGGACUGCUGAUCUGUCUUUAUGGGGAAGUAUGACUGCCCAGGCCCAUGGAGCCUCACAUGAUCCAAGGGGAGGUGACUCUGGGAUACUCAGUGGAGAGACUUCAUCACCCUCAUCAUGAUCAACUUACCAGCCCUGCUCUAAGUCCCUCCCUAGCUCCUGCUUCCUCCCUCCCACAGAAUAAAACCAUAGGGAGCUAGAGUUCCUGAAGCCAUCUGCAGCUUGCCUGCCCUAGGCUCAAGGGGCCAGCAUGAUUGGGGGACUACCCAGAAUGGAGUCAACGCUGCUAUUAGCCCUCUUCCUGCAAGGGGCCCUAACACUGUCACUGACAGACAAUAAGGUUCCUACCUUGCGCUUUGUGGCUGUGGGAGACUGGGGAGGGGUCCCUAAUGCCCCAUUCUACACAGCUCGAGAGAUGGCAAAUGCGAAGGAAAUCGGGAGGACAGUGGAAACCCUGGGAGCCAAUUUCAUCCUGUCCCUUGGAGACAACUUCUACUUCAAUGGAGUUUACAACGCCGAUGACAAACGAUUCCAGGAAACUUUUGAGGAAGUUUUCACAGCUCCCUCCCUUCAAAAUGUUCCCUGGUAUGUGCUAGCUGGAAACCACGACCACCUGGGGAAUGUUUCAGCUCAGAUUGCUUACUCCAAAGUCUCUAAGCGCUGGAAUUUCCCCAGCCUUUAUUACCGCCUCAGAUUCAAAAUCCCCAAAACUAAUGUAAGUGUGGCUAUUUUUAUGCUGGACACUGUGACACUGUGUGGGAAUUCAGAUGACUUCCUGAGCCAACAGCCUGAAAGACCCAAGGAUUUGAAACUGGCACGAAGUCAAUUGUCGUGGUUAAAGAAACAGCUAACCAAUGCCAAAGAGGACUACCUACUGAUAGCUGGCCACUACCCUGUGUGGUCAAUAGCAGAGCAUGGACCUACCCAUUGCCUUGUAAGGCACUUGCAGCCUCUGCUGGUCAAGCACAAGGUCACAGCUUACCUAUGUGGCCAUGACCACAACUUACAGUACCUCAAGGACAAGGACGGCGUGGGCUAUGUGUUGAGUGGGGCAGGAAAUUUCAUGGACCCCUCGAAGAAACACCAACGUAAAGUCCCAGAUGGUUACCUGCGUUUCUACUAUGGGGCCCGAGAGUCCCUGGGUGGCUUCGCCUAUGUGGAGAUCACUCCCAAGGACAUGAGUGUCACUUAUAUUGAGGCCACAGGCAAAUCUCUCUAUAAGACAAGUCUGCCUCGACGAACAGUGUCGUAAACCCUAAUGGCCUUCAUUGCCAAGCACCUUCUCUCAUAUUUGGAACUUCUUGGAGAUAGUGGGAGCUCAUCAUACCACUCCCUAUUAUCUUUUAACUUCUUCCCUUCCACUUCCCACUCCUAGGGAGUCUCUGGGAAUCUAGCACUGAUAGGCUGGUCUUCCUUGGGGCUAGGAAAAUGCAAGAGGCUGACUCAUCAACCCUGCUCCUCCAAAAGGAUGUGUUGGCAGGUAGGUGAGAAUUGCCCAUUACUUAGAAGUAGAGUCCCACUUGAUUAGUCUAGGGUAUGGGCACAGGUUUACAAAGAACCUAAAAGAGUUUUUGGUCCAAGAGGCCAGCACUUAACACCAGCUGAUGGGAAUAUGCCAGUGUGGAUGAGGAACAAGCAUUUCUAAAGAGUAGUUUUCCACUCCUAUGUGAUUUUUAUCACUCCCAAUCCUGAUCUUAAGGAGAAAAUUGGGACAAAGAAGAGAACUUUCUUUCCAAAGAAGGAUAUUUUCUGUUGCUGCAUUUCAAUAAAAUAAUUGUUAAAGAGGCUAAA